Molecule: messenger RNA, 1126 nt
Organism: Caenorhabditis sp. 36 PRJEB53466
Lineage: Eukaryota; Metazoa; Nematoda; Chromadorea; Rhabditida; Rhabditidae
Source: the annotation of a GenBank genome assembly
AUGCCGACCGGAAAUUCGCGUCGCGGACCCAAAAGUGCCCGUUGUCCACGUCGUGCGACCGCCAAACCGAAGCGCGAUUCUGACGCGGUAAGGCGUCGAAAAAGUGUGAAAAUGCGACAAAUUUUUCAAGAAACAAUUUCCAGAGCUCGUCGUGCUCGUCUUCUCGUGUUCGUUUCAACUCUCGGUACGUUUUUAGGAAAAUGUUUCUGGAAAACAUUCUAGGGAAAUGUUUGCAGCCGCGGCCGUUCGUCUUCCACGAGUUCUUCGUCGGAAAUGUCGACGAGAAACUCGAAGAGAAGCGGAUCGGCUUCUCCCUCUUCCGCUUCUUCUGGCGGCGCCAUCUCGGUGAGCAACACUGGAUUCAGCUGAUUUUUCACUAUUCGUCACAAAUUUUAGCCCGCUCCAUCGAGUUUGCCGUCCGGGAAAUUAUUCUCCGCCGAAAUGAGGUAAGGGAAACGAAAGGGAACGCAGGCAGAUCUGAAUAUGCCUUUCGGCAAUGAAACAUCGACAAAAAUGGGGGUCUCUAAAAUUCAGCUAGGAAAUUUCAAAAUUUGAGCGUAGGGCCAAUUUUUGUAGGAAAACACCGUAAUUUCUGAAACGACAACGCUGCGCCGAGCAUGUGUGUGGCCUGUACUUUUGACCCACUCACAAUAAUUCGAUCGCCUCUCAUUGGGUAGAAGAUAGAUAUUGUUAUUCGAUUACACUCCCUAGCCCGGACGUAACUUAAAAUCAGGCUCAACUCGGUUCACCACCAGUUAUACCUAGUGUACAGAAAAACGGAGAUCCGCAGCGGGCCAGCAAUUGGAGAAUGGAUCGACUUUGUAUCCUUUGUUUGUUUGUAUGCGAAAAAGCUAGAAAUGAACGUGAUCUCUCCCCCGAAUCGCUCAUUUUUUGCAGCGUCGUCGCUCCGGACAUGAGCAUCAAGCACGGCGACUCGAAACAGACGUUCACUCUUGCCGACAAGGGCAAACUGGCGAUCAUCACGCGCAAGGACAAGGAGAUGGUCUACAUGCUGCGUUGCGUCGACGGCCGUCGCGUCUACAUCGAAAAGACGGCCGAGGGCGCGUGUCUGCUGCUCACAAACGCGCGCGGAACCGUAACCAAAGCGAUCGCCGCACAAUAUUGA